This is a messenger RNA of Lates calcarifer (barramundi perch), 3327 nucleotides long. RefSeq names its product cilia and flagella associated protein 70 (gene cfap70). The transcript is spliced from 26 exons. Gene Ontology annotation, biological process: cilium movement; cilium assembly. The record is from RefSeq and is a predicted model, not a curated record. NCBI's taxonomy places the organism in Eukaryota, Metazoa, Chordata, Actinopteri, Centropomidae. Gene Ontology annotation, molecular function: protein binding. Bases 85 to 3327 code for a protein of 1080 amino acids. Gene Ontology annotation, cellular component: motile cilium; extracellular exosome.
GAGACGUGAAGCAAACCGUGACUCAAAAAGCUGCAGCUAAUAAACAGCAAACUAGUUAACAUUAAUCUAUCGUUUGUCUACAAAAUGGAGACGCCUGAAAACACUGCAGAAACAGACUUAGACAUAAAAAUAACUGUCACCCGUGGAAAUAACUUGCAAGGGAAAAAAGCAGGCAGCUUUCAGAGUUUUCUGAAGGCUGAAGUGGAUGGACUGGUGCUGGGAGAAUCGGACAAGAAGCAGUCAGACUCAGCGGAGAAGCGUGUUGACUACAACUUUACCUGCAGCUUCCACUGUCCCAAUGACACUCGGGCUCUCAGUGGCAUGGCUCAUAAACCAAUCAUAUUGACGGUGACAGAGUUCCUGCCUGAUGAGAAGAAAGCUGAGGCAAGGACAGCGGUUCUGGGCCAAGCUGUGGUCGACCUGUUGCCGCUGCUGCAAGGUCAGUGCAGCUUCUCGUCCACUGUCCCACUGAAUCCAGUGACCAUUUCCCCAGGCAAGGGGUCCUCCCAGCAGUCAACCCUGGAUGUGUGUGUCAGUGUGGCGGCUCCAGUUCUGUCUGAGGCUGAACUCUCAACCUCCAACCUGCUGACGGUAACCGUAGAGACGGCCUACUCUAUCCCUGAGUCAUGGAUGCUUCCGUCUGGCCCUGCCCCCACUCCUUUCACAUACACUGCUGCCCUGGAGGUCCCACUCACUGCAGAGAAAGAUCAAGUGCUGGUGUUCUGUGAGGGGCAGCUGAAGGAGGGGGGACAGAGGGAGGAAAAGGGUCGACAGAAGAAGAGGCCCCAUCAGGCCGUACUGGUCCCAGGGAACCUCUCCAUACCAGGAGCAUUUUUCCAAGCAGAGCCCACUGAACAGGAGGACGGCGAGCUGACUGGCUUAGAGGACUGUGAGUUUCGUAAUGAGGCAGAGACCAUUAAGAACAGGGUGAGCUGGGACACAGAGAUAUGCUGCUUCCUGGAUGCAGGAGGAACUGCCAGGUUUCGGCAGAAGAUCACUGAGAGCAGAUUGUGGCCAGUGGAGAUCAUGAGGUCGUCGGCUCCACUUGGAAAGGCAGUUGAAACCAAGCAGCUCCCUGGGGAGAACCCAGAGAUCCCCUUCCAUGGUGUGGCGUUUGUGGACAUGGGGCGGCUGCUGUAUCCUGGAGUCAGCCGUAUCCGAGGAGCAUACAGCAUUCAGCCCUUUUCUGAGGCAGAGUUGCUGAACAAGGCCAAGCAGCGCGUCAGCGUGUUAAAGGAACAGGCCAAGGCUGCAGCCAACCAGAUCAAAGCUCGUGCCAGCUCGUCUGCAGGCUCUCACAAAGCAAAGGGAGGGAGGAAUUUGGAUGGAGGCAACAAGGGAGCCAAGGAUUCAAAGGAGCCAGCCAAAAAGCAUCCUGGCAAUCAUAGCAGGACAGCUGUAGCCGACAGCGUGGCCCACAGCCCGACUGAAGCGGAGCCGCAUGUCAAUGUAGAGGGAAAUAUGUAUUUGGAGGCCAGAACUUAUAUCAUAAUUGAGAUAGCCUUGGAGAAACCACUGGUACUUAAAACACCUCCUGAGGAACUGGCCAGAAGGGUGAAGGCGCUGAUCCCGCCCAGACCUCCACCUCCAGCGGGUCCUACUAGAGCAGAAAGAGCAGUGCGGGACUUCCACAGGCAGGUAGGCAACGUGGUGACCCAUGUUUCAGACCAGUAUAAGGAAUUGUUUGGAGCAAGGGGCAAGCCAUUGGAGGACUGCAGCCGGGAGCAAAUGAAGGUUCAGCUGAUGGGAAUGCUCAAUGUCUCUGGGAGAUACUUCGCCUUCAAGGAACAGAUGAAGCAUGCAGUGGUGAGGCUUGUACGUGACAAGCUACAGCAGACAGAGCCUUUCACUGACCCUCAGGAGCUAAAGGCUUUCGUUAGCAAGCUCUAUGUCUACCUGGUGGAUGAGAUGCACAUAGCACUCAACAAGAUUUAUUCAAAUGAUGUUGAUUAUGACUCCCCGGAUGAGAUCCAGUUGAGUUCUUCUCAGCUCAGACAUUUUGCCAGGGAGGCUCAUCUUACUGGGGAUUAUCAGCAGGCUGCUCAGUACUACCAAGAGCUAGUGGUGAGACAUCCCAGUGAGCCCUCCCACAAGUUUGAAUGGGGGAGCCUCUACAUGCUGACUGGAGACUACAUGAAGGCCAACGAGUGUUUCCGUGAUGCUGUGUCCAUCCAACAGGCACACCAGCCCAGCCUGAUGAUGUGUGGGGUCUUGGCAGCGACAUUUGAGCAUUAUGAAGAGGCCCAGACCUUCUUGGAGCGAGCCACCAACAUAGAUCCGCCCAGUGUGGUGGCCUGGACGUUGCUGGGUUUGCUCCAUGAGAGCCAGAAUGAAUCCAUCCUGGCUGAGAGGGCUUUUCUGGAGGCCAGAAGGCAGCUGAAGGCAGAAGAAGCAAAGAAGCUAACACAGAUGGAGGAGGAGAGGAAAGACAGAGACAAGAAAAACGUGAAGGAAAAAGACCAGUCAGAGGAGGAGGCAACAGACGCUCCUGCAUGUCAGUCUCCCAGUGUUAAUCAAGACCCAAAGUUUGUUGACCAGGACUCAGAGACACACAAAGAGCCUUCAGCACAGAGUGUCAGCUCCAGAUCAGUUCCAGCAAAAUCUUCCUCCACCAUCUACACAAAGGCUGUCCAGUUCCUGCUGCAGAACAAUGCCCUGCAGAUGGCAGAACAUGCUCUGUCCCAGGAGCUACUGUGUUCAGACGGUGGUCGCAGUGUCUCCUACCUCCUUCUUCUGGCCCAGCUGCAGCUGCUCAAAGCAGACUACUGCAGUGCUGCUGCGAGCCUCAGGGAGGCACUGUUUCACAGAGAUCAGGAUGCGGAUGCAUGGGCUCUGAAUGGUCACUGUCACUACCUGCAAGGGGCUUUCAAUGAUGCCCAGGAGAGCUAUGAACGGAGCCUGAACUUCCUGCAGCAGCCAUCAGACUCUCACCUUGUCCUCCUCCGCAUGGGAGUCAUCUAUCUCCAGCAGGGGCAGUUUGAGCAAGCCAAAUUGAUCUACCUGCAGGCUUGUGAGCAGUCUCCAUCCUGCCUGACGUGGCUGGGCCUGGGCACCGCCUGUUACCGGCUGGAGGAGCUGUGUGUAGCAGAGGAAGCUUUGACUGAGGCCAACCAUCUGAACAAUCAGAAUGCGGAGGUGUGGGCUUACCUGUCUCUGAUUUGCCUCAGGUCUGGCAGACAAGAGGAAGCAGAGCUCUUUUAUAAAUAUGCAGUAAGGUUCAACCUGCAGAAGGAGUCACUGCUCCAAGAGUUCGAUGAGCUGAAGAAUCAGCUCCGCUUCAGUCAUCUGGCUUCAUGCUUUGGAACAAGCUCUGAGGCAGGGCUUUAA